Molecule: messenger RNA, 3242 nt
Organism: Lacerta agilis (Sand lizard)
Lineage: Eukaryota; Metazoa; Chordata; Lepidosauria; Squamata; Lacertidae
Product: cytochrome P450 2J6-like
Exons: 19
Coding region: 381-3242 (953 amino acids)
Biological process (GO): xenobiotic metabolic process; arachidonate metabolic process
Cellular component (GO): cytoplasm; intracellular membrane-bounded organelle
Molecular function (GO): oxidoreductase activity, acting on paired donors, with incorporation or reduction of molecular oxygen, reduced flavin or flavoprotein as one donor, and incorporation of one atom of oxygen; heme binding; iron ion binding
Source: RefSeq, a predicted model, not a curated record
AUUGCAAAUGAGGGUGUCAUUGCUACAAGGAGGCACUGGCAGUGUUGGUAUUGGAAGCUGCUCCCCCUGCCUCAUAGUUCUGGGCUGGGUAAGGGUAGGUCACUGGUUUGGCAUGUUUAUGCCUGCUGGGUAACUGGUGUGCAGGAUUACUUGACCAAACAGGUUUUUCAACUAUUUGGUUGAAAUGUUAUCAGGCUUGAUAGCAAACUUGCACUAGCUGUUGCUUUCGUCUUUGACUGGGGAGUAUAUAACAUGCUGCUGAUGGGGAAACAGCUGCAUUUGGCAGCCAUCUCAAAAAGAAGCAACAAACCACAGGAGAAAUCACGGUAAACUGACAGCUGUAUGAGGAGGAUACAAAGACAGAAAGAAGACGCAAAGGAAUGGCAGGGAUCUGGGAACUUUUUAUUGUUCUGUCCGUGGGUCUUCUGAUUCUGCACUUCCUGAAACAUGUCUGGUCACGAAGACACUACCCUCCUGGGCCUCUUUCACUUCCUAUCAUUGGUGGUCUCUGGCGGCUUGGGAUCAUGACUACUCAUGAAACACUCAUGCAGUUGGCAAAGCAAUAUGGAAAUGUGUACUGUAUAUGGGGAGCAUAUGUACCAGCAGUAAUACUAUCUGGAUACCAAGCAGUGAAAGAAGGCCUUACAAACCAUUUUGAUGACCUGUUGGACCGACCAGUAACCCCAUUCCUGAAAACUGCUCUUAAAAAGAAGGGCAUGGUAUUUUCAAACGGUCACAUCUGGAAGCAGCACAGACGUUUCGGCGUGAUUACUAUGCGGAAACUGGGGCUGGGAAAGAAAGGCAUGGAGCACCAAAUAGAAGAGGAGGCCAUUGAGCUUGUGAAGAUCUUCGCCCAGGCAAAGGAACAGCCAUUUGAUCCAUCACUGCCCAUCACAAAUGCAGUUUCCAAUUUAAUAUGCGUUUUGGCUUUUGGAUACCGAUUUUCCCUUGAAGACGAAAAGUUCCAAAAAAUGAUGGAAGCUGUUGAUUUUUCCUUGAAACAUGGAGGUUCUAUAUUUCAUUGUCUGUAUGAACUCUUCCCAUGGUUGUUGAAACAUCUCCCAGGACCUCAUAAUAAGGCAUUGUCUUCCAUAGAGCUAGUACAUUCAUUUGCAAAGGAAGAGGUAGAAAGGCAUAGAAAGCAGCAAAAGGAUGAGCCACAGGAUUUCAUUGAUUUCUAUCUACUUCAAAUUGAGAAAAGCAAGGAUGACCCCAACUCUACCUUUGAUGAAGACAACCUGGCAGAGUGUGUUCUUGACCUCUUCAUCGCAGGGACAGAGACAACUGCUGCUACUCUGCAAUGGGGACUGCUUCUCAUGGUGUCUUAUCCAGAUGUUCAAGAUAAAGUCUACAAGGAGAUGGAAGAUGUUUUUGGUUCCUCCCUUCCCAUUUGCUAUGAAGAUCGAAAGAAACUGCCUUACACCAAUGCGGUGAUGCAUGAAAUUUUGCGUGCAAAAUAUCCCUUAUUAAUUGGGAUUCCCAGACGAAGUGCAAAGGAUGUGAAGAUGCAUGGAUUUCACAUUCCAAAGAGGACAUUCGUUAUUACAGAUCUGCAUUCUGUUCUUGUUGAUCCCACACGAUGGGAAACACCUGAAGAGUUCAACCCACACCACUUUUUGGACAAGGAUGGAAAUUUCAGGUCUAGAGAAGAAUAUCUGCCAUUUGGAGCAGGGGCUCGAGCCUGUGUGGGAGAGCAGAUGGCCAAGAUGGAGAUAUUCAUCUUCCUAACCACUCUAUUGAGGGCAUUCCGCUUCCAGCUGCCCGAAGGGGUGAAAGAACUUAAUACAAAGCCUGUUUUGGGGCUGACAUUGCACCCCCACCCUCACAAACUCUGGACCAGAGAACGCUACCCUCCAGGGCCUCUUCCACUUCCUCUCAUUGGAAGCUUGUGGCGGUUUGGGAUCAGACUUUCUCCAGAUGCUUUCAUUGAGAUGGCAAAGCAAUAUGGAAAUGUUUACACUUUCCGGAUAGGACUUCUACCUGUCGUAGUGCUGUCUGGCUUCCAAGCUGUGAAAGAAGCUCUGAUCAACCACGAGGAAGAUUUUGUUGACCGACCGGUGACCCCUUUCCUUAGAACAACAUUAAAAGGAAGGGGAAUUGUAUUUUCAAAUGGUCACACGUGGAGGCAGCAGAGGCAAUUUGGUAUAGUUACUCUGCGGAAGCUGGGGCUGGGGAAGAAAGGCAUGGAGCACCAAAUAGAAGACGCAGCCCGUCGUCUUGUGGAGAUCUUUGCAAAUUCAAAGGGACAGCCAUUUGAUCCCUCGGUACCAAUCACUAAGUCAAUCUCCAGUGUAAUAUGCGCUUUGACAUUUGGAAACCAGUUGUCUACAGAUGAUGAAAACUUUAAGAGACUGCUAGAAAUACUUGAAAUGAGCUUACAAUUUGGAGGCAGCUUUUUCCAUGCUCUUUAUGAAAUGUUCCCAUGGCUCAUGCAGUAUCUCCCAGGAACUCAUAAAAAGAUAUUUUCUGCCUAUGAUGAGGCAAUUUCCAUUGUACAGAAGGAGAUAGAGAAACAUAGAGAGCAACAUUCCCUGACUGAGCCACAGGACUACAUUGAUUUCUAUCUACUUCAGCUUGAGAAAACCAAGAAUGAUCCUUAUACUACAUAUGAUGACGGUAAUCUGGUUGAGUGUAUUCUGGAUUUCUUUGGUGCAGGGACAGAGACAACUGCUGCUACUCUGAAAUGGGCAAUGCUUCUCGUUGCAAUUCAUCCAGAAGUCCAAGAUAAAGUCUACAAGGAGAUGGAAGAUGUUUUUGGUUCCUCUCACUCAAUCUCCUAUCAAGAGCGUAAGAAACUACCAUAUACCAAUGCAGUGAUUCACGAGAUCCAGCGCGCUAAAUAUAUAUUGCUUUUUGGGCCACCUAGGCAGAGUCUGAAGGAUGUAAACAUACUUGGUUAUCCCAUUCCCAAGGGAACCUUUGUUAUUCCAGAUCUGCGCUCUGUUCUUUACGAUCCGAAACAAUGGGAGACUCCUAGAGAGUUCAAUCCAAAUCAUUUUUUGGACAAGGAUGGAAAUUUUGUGGCUAGAGAAGAAGAAUUUCUGGCAUUUGGAGCAGGAGCCCGUGCGUGUAUUGGGGAGCAGAUGGCAAGGAUUGAGCUCUUCAUCUUUUUCACCAGCCUGCUGAGGGCAUUCAGCUUCCACAUACCAGAUGUGAAGAAACUCAACAAAGAACCUAUAACAGCGUUGACUUUGCAUCCCCAUCCUUAUAAACUAUGUGCUGUUCCCCGCAGUUCAUCAUAA